GUAUCCCCAGGUGUAUCCAGGUAUCCCCAGGUGUGUCCCAGGUGCCCCCCCCCGACUCCCCGUGUCCCUCCCUCCCCGCAGUUCCUGUCGGUGUGCGCCCCGGCCACGCGGGACCACCCGGAGGUGCUGCCGUUCCUGCGCUCCCGCCACGCGCGGGCGCAGCCGGAAUUCCGCGGCUCCGCCGAGUUCCGCAACAUCCUGGGCCGGCUCCUGCGGCGCCUCCGGAGCCGCCGCAGCAAAACCUUCGUCUACAUCAACGAGCUCUGCACCGUCCUCAAGGCCCGCGCCCUCCGCCGCCGCCUCCCGCUGCUCCCGCUUCCCGCCCUCCCCGACGCCCGGAAUUCCGACGGCGCCGCCUCCUCCCAGUGCCCCUCCGGCUCGUCCCAGUGUCCCGGGGGUUCGUCCCAGUGUCCCGGGGGUUCAUCCCAGUAUCAUGGAGGCUCAUCCCAGUGUCCUGAAGGUUCAUCCCAGUAUCCUGGAGGUUCAUCCCAGUAUCCUGGAGGUUCAUCCCAGUAUCACGGAGGUUCAUCCCAGUAUCCCGGCGGCUCAUCCCAGUGUCCCGGCGCUCCAUCCAACCACUCCGACGGCCCCUCCCAGCAGCCCAACGGCACUUCCCGCUAUCCCGACGGCACUUCCCGCUAUCCCGACGGCACUUCCUCCCGGUAUCCCGACGGCACUUCCUCCCGGUAUCCCAGCGGCAGCACUUCCUCCCGCCGGCCCGGCGAUCCCGACAGCUCUUCCCAUCGCUCCGACGGCUCGUCCCGACGUCCCGGUGGCCCAUCCCAGCAUCCCGAUGGUUCAUCCCAACGUCCCGAUGGUUCUUCCCAACGUCCCGAUGGUUCAUCCCAUCGCCCUGAUGGUUCAUCCCAAUAUCCCGAUGGUUCAUCCCAUUGCCCUGAUGGCUCAUCCCGACGUCCCGAUGGUUCGUCCCGACGUCCCGAUGGCUCAUCCCAGUAUCCCGAUGGUUCUUCUCAUCCUCCUGAUGGUUCAUCCCAACGUCCUGAUGGUUCAUCCCGAUGUCCCGAUGGUUCUUCCCAACGUCCCGAUGGUUCAUCCCGAUAUCCCGAUGGCUCUUCCCAUCGCCCCGACGGCUCUUCCCAACGUCUCGAGGGUUCAUCCCAACAUCCCGACGGUUCAUCCCAACAUCCCGACGGCUCUUCCCGCCAUCCCGACGCCUCCUCCCGCCAUCCCGACGCCUCCUCCCGCCAUCCCGACGCCUCCUCCCGGCGCUCCGGCGGCGGCUCCCGGCGCCAGAUCCGCUACCUGGAGAACCUGCUGCGCGUCUACGCCGGCGAGAUCCGGCGGCUGCAGGAGCGGGAGCUGGACUUCCAGGAGUUGGACAGCGCCGACUCGCCCUACCUGCAGGAGAACCGGCUCAAGCGGCGCAUGAUGCGCAUCUUCCGCCGCCUCUGCCAGCUCAAGGAGUGCAGCUCCCUCACCGGCAGGGUCCUGGAGCAGCGGAUCCGCUUCCGGGGGACGCGCUACCCGGAGGUGAACCGGCGCAUCGAGCGCUUCAUCAACCGCCCCGACGCCUUCCCCGACUACUCCGACAUCCUGCGCGAGAUCCGCGGGGCCAGCGAGCGCCACGGGCUGGGCCUGGCGCGCCGGCACAUGGAGAACAUGGCCCAGGAGGCCUUCCGGGAGGUCGGGAACAGGCUCCAGGAGAGGAGGCACCUGGACCUGGUGUACAACUUCGGGAGUCACCUCACGGAUCAGUACCGGCCCG
Molecule: messenger RNA, 1726 nt
Organism: Lepidothrix coronata (blue-crowned manakin)
Lineage: Eukaryota; Metazoa; Chordata; Aves; Passeriformes; Pipridae
Product: serine/threonine-protein phosphatase 1 regulatory subunit 10-like
Exons: 2
Molecular function (GO): histone binding
Source: RefSeq, a predicted model, not a curated record